AUGGCGGAGGUGGCCACCGGGCCGGGCGGAGGCGUUUAUUGGAGUCGGGACAUUUCUGAUGAAGAACAGCCAAUGGUAUCUGUUUCAGGAGUAUCUACAAAAGGAAAUUUAAGAACAAGGUAUUUGCCAAAACAUCAAAAAAGUGAAACUGAGCUAAAGGUGCCUGUAGCUGUUGCUUCUGUUUCCAUGGAUCCUGUUAGAAGCACAGGAGAUCUGACAGGGCCGCAGGUCACUAAUGAAGGAGGAAUGAAGAGUGCUUCUUUGAAGGAUUUGUGUCCUGAGGACAAGAGACGCAUUGCAAACUUAAUUAAAGAACUUGCCAGGGUAAGUGAAGAAAAGGAGGUGACAGAAGAACGGCUGAAAGCUGAACAGGAGUCAUUUGAGAAGAAGAUCAAACAGCUAGAGGAACAGAAUGAACUUAUCAUCAAGGAAAGGGAAGCUCUGCAGCAGCAGUACAGAGAAUGCCAGGAACUUUUGAGCCUUUAUCAGAAGUACCUAGCUGAGCAGCAGGAAAAACUAUCGCUCUCCCUUUCUGAACUCAGUGCAGCCAAGGAAAAGGAGCAGAAGGUAUCCAGUAAGAAGAGCUCAUGCCAACAACCAGCUUUGGAGCUAGAUGGUUCCUACUUGGGUAUUGGGGGACUUCAAACUUCUUUUUAUAAGAACAGCAGAGCAUCGAAGGCUGGAAGCCCAGCCGGUGUUGCGUUGUCUCAGCCUUGCAGGAAUAAUCACGAUUACGGGACUGAAAUCCAUUACAACCAUCAGGAGUGUCUGAAGGAAUAUCCGGUGGAAAAUGGCUUGCACAGAAAGUGUAACAAUAUGAUUUCCCCAGCCAAGCAGAGGAGCCCUCACCGUAUAAAACCAGCUCAGGAGAUGGACCAGAAAGCAAAUGAAUUUCCGAGCACGUCCCCUCAGCAAGUGAGUCAGGCUUGUGCCUGCAGGCACGUAGGGAGUUCAGGGAGCGUGCGAGAGGGCCACCAUGUCAGCCAGGUACCGAGAAGACACUCUGGGCCGGUUUAUCAAACCUGUGAUUAUUCUAGGUGCUCUCGAGUUUCUGGGCUGAAUGACAGCGUGGACUCAGGGCCUAAAGAAACAGAGCAGGCUAAGAGGUUGUAUGAAGAAAGAAGGCAGAAGCUGCUUCUGCAGAAAAUGGAGCUGGAAAUUGAAAAGGAACGACUCCAGCAUUUGUUGGCUAAGCAAGAAGCAAAACUGCUCCUAAAACAACAGCAACUACACCAGUCCCGUAUGGAUUAUAACAGGUUUAGAGGCCAUGUACCAGGUUCAGAAGAUGUGCCCAUUGACGAGGCACCUGGAGAACUUGCUCUGAUGAUGAAUGGCAACAGCAUGGGGCUAAGUGUACCAGUGUUGAAACGUGAAGAUUAUUUUCUGAGGACACCUCCAGUGACCAAAACCUCCAGAAGACCAGGGAGCAGUGGUGGGAGCAGUUCGGGGAAGAAAAUGGUUGGCUUUGGUGCAAAUGUGGAAGAUGGGCAAACCCUUCUGAUGCAAACCAAGAAGGAAGGCACCAAGCCAAGGAAAGGGACAACUUCAGGACCUAGGAAGGAUGCAGCCACAUCUCCUGUGCUGAUAGGCAGCAGCAAAGAGCUUGCAACAACAGCUGCGUCACCAAUCCAGCAUGACACUUCACGGUACGAAGCCUGUCUUCUUGACCUGGUUGAAGCUAUGAGUCCGAUAGCUGCCCCAGGACACCUCUGCAGAGAAUCUUACGACAGGAACAAAAUGCACACGCUUCGUCACGUGAGCCACAGGCCGUCGUCUUGGUACCAGACCCCUUGCAGCUCCAGAAGCAGAGCAGAUGAGCUAGAGGAGAGCCGGCUCCUCGAGGAGAUUUUCUUCAUUUGACACGCCUCAUUGGUCUACAGCCCUUCUGUAGAAUUUUCAGGACCUUUU
Messenger RNA from Gavia stellata (red-throated loon), 1908 nucleotides. Its product is annotated as KIAA1328 ortholog. The transcript is spliced from 11 exons. The coding region runs from base 1 to 1860 and encodes 619 amino acids. NCBI's taxonomy places the organism in Eukaryota, Metazoa, Chordata, Aves, Gaviiformes, Gaviidae. The record is from RefSeq and is a predicted model, not a curated record.